AUGGCCGACUCAAAAGAUUACGAUGAAAAGGUCAGUAAAGGUGGAUGAGUCAACGUCGAAAAGUAUAAAUAUUGUUGUAAACCAAACAAUUUACUUUCGGCUUUUGGUUUUUUGAUCUUAAAUAUUGUGUUUUACAUUUUUUGACGGUUUUUUUUCUAAUUUUAAAACUUGGGUUCAGGGUUAAAUUUAGAUUUUACAGAAUUAGGCUUAGUAGGCUUAGGCCUACUAAGGUAAGGAAGUUUAGGUUUAGAAGGCUUUAACUUAAUAGGCUUAGGCUUGGCGAGUUUAGGCCCAGUAUUCUUAGGCUUUAUAGGUUUAGGGUUGGUAAGCUUCUAGGCUUAGGAAGUUUUUUUUAUUAGAUUUAAGUUUAGUUGGGCUUAGACUUAAUGGGCUUGGGCUUAGCAGGCUUAGGCUUAGUAGGCUUAAGCUUAGGCUUAGUAUGCUCAGGCUUAAUAAGUUUAGGUUUAGUAGGCUUAGGCUUAGUAGGCUUAGGCUUAAUAGGCUUAGGCUUAGUGGGCUUAGGUUUAGUAGGCUUAGGCUUAAUAGGCUUAGUAAGCAUAGGCUUAGUAGGCAUAGGCUUACUACGCUAGAAAGUUUAUUUUUAGGCUUAAGCUUUGUAUGUUUAGGCUUAGCCUUAGUAGGCUUAAGCUCAUAUGGCUUAGGUUUAUGAUGCUUAGGUCAGGCGUGCGCUCAUUCAGCUUAGGUUGAUCAAACUUAUGCUUGGCCUUUGUUUUAAUAGGCUUAAAAACGUGAAAAACUGGCAUAUUUGAAUAAUGAGGGUAGAGUAGGUAGGUUAAACUACAUAUAUUAUAUUAAGAUAAUUUAAAAUUUUUAAUACAACAUUUUCAGUCUCCAUCACGAGAGACCGUGACAGUAGCCAUGCCUUCGACCGAAUCCGGCCAACAUCGAUCGAUAACUGAGAGUGCUCAGUUCAAAGUGGUUACUCCGAAGUAUAAAACUAGUGAUAAAAUUGUAAGUAUUAAAUCUUAAGCCUAAAGUUUCUUUUUUAGUCCUCCGAAGUCAACCUAGGUGGAGCCAACAUCUCCACCGGCCAUACCUUAUCUGAGAGUAAUGGUGAAUAUAGAUCAGAACAUGCUCAGGAACAGUUCAGGAUGCACAUUAUUGACCCGAAAGUCAAUUCGAAUGCCUAUAUACCAGCACAUACGGCAUCUGCUGUGGUUAAGACGCGAACAGUCACUGAAGACUUCCCUAGUCAUCACAACAAACGAUCACUACUUAAGCUGGAUCCUGUUGAACAACGAAAGUUUAGGGUAAGUUUUUGGUUUUAGUCGAGUUUUUGGAUACUGUAAAGUAAUUUAGAGUAUUGUAAAAGUACUUUGAGGUACUAUAAUUUACAGUAGGAUUUUGUAAGUUUAUUUGGGAUAAAGUAAGAUAGGGUAAGGCAGGAUAGGGUAGGGUAGGGUAUGGUAGGGUAGGGUAGGGUAGGGUAGGGUAGGGUAGGGUAGGGUAGGGUAGGGUUGGGUAGGGUUGGGUAGGGUUGGGUAGGGUAGGGUAGGGUAGGGUAGGGUAGGGUAGGGUAGGGUAGGGUUGGGUAGGGUUGGGUAGGGUAGGGUAGGGUAGGGCAGGGUAGGGUAGGGUAGGGUAGGGUAGGGUAGGGUAGGGUAGGGUAGGGUAGGGUAGGGUAGGGUAGGGUAGGGUAGGGUAGGGUAGGGUAGGGUAGGGUAGGGUAGGGUAGGGUAGGGUAGGGUAGGGUAGGGUAGGGUAGGGUAGGGUAGGGUAGGGUAUAGGGUAGGGUAGGGUAGGUUAGGGUAAGAAACAGUACUUUAAUUAAAGAAGACGGUAGGAUACUAUACUAUUCAUAAUAUGACAUUUCAUUUACCAAAUAUUACCUAAAUAUAUCGUUACAGAGUGUAGAAUCUAGGCCAAUAACGACAAACGCUUACUUAAGUGAAAGCGUGAAUCGGCAUAGAGCGGCCGAAGAAUCCAAACUCAAACAAUACCUCAAAACCAAAGAAGGAGACGCCAAUCAACCUUGGGACAAACCUAACUGGCCUGGAGGUGCUCAGGUAAGAGUUAACCUACCCUACCGAACUCUACCCUACCCUACCCUACCCUAACCUACCCUAACUCACCCUACCCUAUCCUACCCUACCCUACAUGACCUAACUUGGCUCUACUCUACCUAACAUCGUGCUGCCUUGCUCUUUUUUGCCCUACACUACCCUGCCUUACUUUAUUUUACUUUGCUUUAAUUUUGCGUACCAUAGCUUCGCUUUUGCGGGCAUACCUUCAUUUUAUAAUGUUCUGAACCUACUACAAGAUAAACUGUUUUAGAAAAACGAGGAAAGCUUACGAGAACUAGAACAGAUCAGAAAGAGUAUCGAUACCCUAAAGGUAAGUUCAGAAUCUAUGGUUUUAAGUCUUUUGUCCUGUUUUUUUCCUUCCAUUAUGUCUCUAUGACCAUGGCGAGAAGGAUGGUAUGGCCUACUACAAUAUGAUGACUAAUGGUUGCUUUGAUGAAAGAAUUUUGUUCAAUCUGGAACAGUAGCGUAACAGGAAGGUAUGAAUUGAUAAGGUAAGUUAACAUAGAUCGAAAUUUAUUUAGUAUUUUUUAUUGCUUGAGGUACUAAGUGCCGCCAUAAAGAACCCGCCAUAUUUUCCUGUGUUUUCCUGUUAAAAAUGGCGGGUUCUUUAUGUCGGUACGUAAUAAAAUUUUUUUUUAAAUUUUUGAACUAAUUUUUCAAAAAAAAAAUUUUUUUUUAAUUUGAAACUGAAAUUUCAACAUUUUUAAAAUUUUUUCGCUUUUCAGUGCCAUCAACCUUCGUGUUACCAUGCUUAA
Bursaphelenchus okinawaensis is the source of this 2800-nucleotide messenger RNA. Lineage: Eukaryota; Metazoa; Nematoda; Chromadorea; Rhabditida; Aphelenchoididae. The record is from the annotation of a GenBank genome assembly.